This is a messenger RNA of Lepisosteus oculatus (spotted gar), 12733 nucleotides long. The record is from RefSeq and is a predicted model, not a curated record. Lineage: Eukaryota; Metazoa; Chordata; Actinopteri; Semionotiformes; Lepisosteidae.
AGACACUGAAAAUGCGCAACUGGGUUGUUGGCGACAACCGCGUGUGUGUGUUCCUUUAACAUGCGGCUCCCAGCCGCUGUCCACAGAGGGUGGUGCUGAAACGGAAGAAUCGCGUUCUCUCGGCACUUGCAGCCAUUUUAUAGAAAACCUACACAACAAUGUCAUGAAAUAACAUCACCUGGACCGACAAGGCGUCCAUUUCGACCCCAGAAUCAAACGCCACGCCAUGGUGAAGAGGAAGAGCCUCGAUGAUGCCGAUCAGGAAUGUGGGAGAGGAAUUCCUUUCCCUAUACAGACCUUUCUCUGGAGACAGACCAGUGCGUUUCUGAGGCCAAAGUUAGGAAAGCAGUAUGAAGCCUCCUGCGUGUCCUUCGAACGUGUGCUGGUGGAGAACAAGCUGCACGGUCUGUCUCCUGCUCUCUCAGAAGCCAUCCAGAGCAUCUCUCGGUGGGAACUAGUACAGGCUGCACUGCCCCAUGUACUACACUGCACUGCCAUCCUGCUCUCCAACAGAAAUAAGCUAGGUCACCAGGACAAGCUGGGUGUGGCAGAAACCAAGCUGCUCCACACCCUGCACUGGAUGCUGCUGGAGGCGGCACAGGAAUGCAAUCACGACACUGGGUAUGGCAUAGGUGGGGGCCAGGGUUCUGGCUGGUCUGGGAGUAGCAGUGUUUUCAUCCACCAGUUGGAGAACCAGGGCUCCCCUGGCCGGCCGGCCCAGCACAGCAGCUCCCUGGAGGAUGAGGAGCACACCAGGACCAAGUUCUUCCACAAGAGCAUGGCCACUGUGGAGCUCUUUGUGUUCCUCUUUGCUCCACUUGUCAACAGGAUCAAGGAGUCUGAUCUCACCUUCCGGCUGGCCAGUGGCCUUGUGAUCUGGCAGCCUAUGUGGGAACACCGGCAGCCCGAUGUUCCUGCGUUCUCUGCCCUCAUCAAGCCUCUCAGAAACAUUGUGACAGCCAAAAGAAACUCUCCAUCAAACAACCAGAGGAGCCCAUGUGACUCUAUCAACCCGGGCUCUGCGGGCUUCCAGGUGGUUUGUGAAACCACCCAAUCAGAUUCAUCAUCUCCAGGAGCAGGAGUGCAAAGCUGUCGUCGUGGCAACUCCCUGGAAGUAGGUGGACCUUCCCAGGCCCCAAGGGACAAAGGAGUCACACAGAACAAAGCCCCCGCAGCAGUGCCGGCAGCAGUCCCCCACGCCCAGCGUUCCCGCUACGGGACCUAUUUCGACGUUGCCGUACUGCGCUGCCUGCUGCAGCCCCACUGGUCGGAGGAGGGGAUCCACUGGGCCCUCAUGUUCUACCUGCAGAGACUGAGGCAGAUCCUGGAGGAGAAGCCCGAGCGCCCUCCUGAUCCGCUGCCCCCCGUGCUGCCCCGGCCGCGCAGUAGCUCCAUGGUGGCCGCAGCCCCUUCCCUGGUCAAUACGCACAAGACGCAGGACAUGACAUUGAAAUGCAAUGAGGAGGAGAAGUCCCUGAGCACAGAGACCUUUUCCAAAGUGUCCAUGACCAACCUGAGGAGGCAGGCAGUGCCAGAUCUGUCUACGGACCUGGGCAUGAACAUCUUCAAAAAGUUCAAGAGCCGGAGGGAGGACCGCGAGAGGAAGGGCUCCAUACCGUUCCACCAUGUGGGCAAGAGAAGGCAGCGCAGGAUGGGCGUGCCGUUCCUCCUGCACGAGGACCACCUGGAUGUCUCGCCCACCCGCAGCACCUUCUCCUUCGGCAGCUUCUCCGGGAUCGGCGAGGAGCGGCGCGGGCUGGACCGGAGUGGCUGGCAGACCACCAUUCUCGGAAAAUUCACUCGGAGGGGCAGCACAGACACCACCGCCGACGUAGACAGCCUGAGUGCCAAACACUCCCAUUCCCACCACACCCUGCUCAGCGACAUCCCGGAUCACUCCAACAGCCACAGCGACAACACCGUAAAGGAAGUGCGGUCCCAGAUCUCCACCAUCACCGUAGCCACUUUCAACACUACGGUGGCCUCCUUCAACGUGGGCUAUGCGGACUUCUUCACGGAGCACAUGAAGAAAUUGUGUAACCCGUUACCCAUUCCUGAGAUGCCCAGCGAACCCCUGGCCUGUGCCAACUUGCCCCGCAGCUUGACCGAUUCUUGUAUCAACUACAGCUGCCUGGAGGACAGUGACAACAUUGAGGGAACCAACAACUUCAUCCUCAAGAAUGGCAUGCUGGACCUCACUGCAAUCCUGAGGGCUGUGUAUGUGGUCCUGACUCAUGACAUCAGCUCCAGGAUCUGCGACGUGGCCCUCAACCUGAUUGAGUGUCUGCUGCAGCUGGGCGUGGUGCCCUGCAUGGGAAAGAAGCUCUCCAAGACUGAGGACAAGGAGAAUGGGGAGGCGCGGAAGGAAGGAGGCAAUCACAGGGCAGGAGGAGCACAGGGGGGCGUGUCUGGAAGCAUGGGACCUGCUGCAGGGGGCGGAGCUGGGGGCGGGGGAGGGGGCGGAGAUGGCGGAGGGGGAGGAGACGACAUCAAGAACAACAAACAGCCGGGUGCUAAGGAUGACGGCACCCCUCAGAGCACGCACAAGCUGGCACUCACCAUGCUUAUUAAGAUCGUCAAGUCUCUAGGCUGUGCCUAUGGGUGUGGAGAGGGGCACCGCGGCCUCUCUGGUGAUCGCCUACGAAUGCAGGCUCAGAACUGUCUCACCAGUCUCUACAAGUUGGACAAGCUGCAGUUCCGGCAGACAAUGAGAGAAUAUGUGAACAAGGACUCUCUCAAUAACAUAGUGGACUUCCUGCAUGCCCUACUGGGCUUCUGCAUGGAGCCCAUUACCGACAAAUACGGAAGUGCAGGUGAGAGGUCCAGGAGAGCGAAAAAAAGAAACUUCGACAAGGCAGGUUUUGGGAAUAACUUUGCCACGGGCGACAGUAAGUCUGUGGCCCAGAGUAUGGAGGCUGUGGUGGUGGGCUGUAUGUUCAAGUCUCUGAUCACGCGCUGUGCCUCCACUACUCAUGAGCUGCACAGCCCAGAGAACCUGGGCUUGUAUUGUGAUAUCCGCCAGCUGGUACAAUUCAUCAAGGAGUCCCAUGGUAACGUCUUCCGCCGGGUGGCCCUGAGUGCACUCCUGGACAGUGCCGAGAAACUUACACCUGGGAAGAAACCUGAGGAAAAGGAGGAGCAGAAACCUCCAGGGCCCAGGAGGUCAGAAGCUGGGAAUGCGCCGGAGAGAGGCCAGCCAACCACAGCAGCUGAUGAAUGUCGAAGCUACAUAUCCAGCCGUCCACCUCAGACCCCCGAGCACGAGGAGCAGGUGCCUGGAGCUCUCCUGGGACGGAAGGACUUCUGGCGCAAAAUGUUCAAGUCUCAGAGUGCGGCCAGUGACACCAGCAGCCAAUCGGAGCAGGACACUUCGGAGUGCACCACCGCCCACUCGGGCACCACCACCGACCGCCGGUCGCGCUCCCGGUCUCGGCGCAUCUCCCUCCGCAAGAAACUGAAGCUGCCGAUCGGGAACUGGCUGAAGCGCUCAUCUCUCUCAGGCCUGACCGACGGGGUGGAGGACCUGCUGGACAUCAGCUCAGUAGACAGGCUGUCCUUCAUCCGCCAGAGCUCCAGGGUGAAGUUCACCAGCGCAGUGAAGCUGUCUGAAGGGAGCGCUGUGGAAUACGGCCGGGACGAGGAGGAGAAUUUCUUCAAGCGGCUCGGUAAAUGGCGGUCCGGCCGAAGGAACCCAUCCAAGCUUCACCACACAGAAGAGAAAGAUGGGUGCCACGGGUUCCAGGAGCGCCUGGCUGCCAGUCAGGAUGCCAUGAAGAACAAAAAUGUGGUGAAUCUGGGUGCCAUUCGCCAGGGCAUGAAGAGGUUCCAGUUCCUCCUGAACUGCUGUGAGCCAGGCACGAUCCCCGAUGCCUCAAUCCUGGCUGCAGCACUUGACCUGGAAGCCCCAGUAGUAGCCAGGGCCUCGCUUUUCCUGGAGUGUGCCCGCUUUGUGCACCGCUGUAACCGUGGCAACUGGCCCGAGUGGAUGAAGGGACACCAUGUCAAUAUCACCAAGAAGGGACUGUCCAGGGGCCGCUCUCCUGUGGUGGGCAAUAAAAGAAACCAGAAGCUCCAGUGGAAUGCAGCCAAGUAUUUCUGUCAAUGGGGAGAUGCUAUUGGUGCCCGUCUGAGUGAGCUCUGCCACUCAGACAGUGAGAGCCCAGCCAACAUCCUGGGCUUCAUCUAUGAUGAAGAAACAAAGCGUCGGAUGAGAAAGGAGGAUGAGGAGGAGGACUUCCUGGAUGACAACACAGUGAAUCCCACCAAGUGUGCCUGUCCUUUUGCUCUCAAGAUGGCAGCCUGUCAGCUGCUGCUGGAGAUCACCACCUUCCUGAGGGAGACCUUCCCCUGCCUGUCUCGCCCCCGUACGGAGCCUCUGGCGGACCUGGAGAGCUGCCGCCUGCGCCUGGACCCAGAGCUGGACCGCCAUCGCUAUGAGAGGAAGAUCAGCUUCGCGGGGAUUAUCGACGACGAAGACGCCCACGACUCCCUGAACAGCAGCAGCCACACGCUCAAGUCUGACACCGCCUGCGACGACAGGAAGUAUCAGGAACCCAGCGCUCCCAUCAGGAAGAUUCGCAUCGGUGGCUCUCGGCUCCUGCAGAUCAAGGGAACCAGGAGCUUCAGGGUCAAGAAAGGUGGGUCCCUGUCCAGUAUUCGGCGGGCAGGCAGCCUGAAGAGCACCAAGAUGUCCCGGCAGGACUCGGAGUCGGAGAACGAAGACAUCGGGCUGUCGCAGAGCAGAGACACCGUGACCGACAUAGGGAGCCCCUGGAGUACCAGUGAGCCAAGCAUUGAACCUGAAGGACUGAGCACCACUGGAACUGAGGACAACUACAAUAGAAACAUGUCCUGGCUGCACAUCAUGAUCUUACUGUGCAACCAGCAAAGCUUCAUCUGCACCCACGUGGACUUCUGCCACCCCCGCUGCUACCAGCACCACAGCCGCUCCUGCGCCCGGCUCGUGCGGGCCAUCAAGCUGCUGUACGGCGACAGUGUAGACGGGCUCAGGGAGGACCGCUGUGCCAGCAACGUCAGCGCCCGCACGAAGAAGAUGAAAGAGUGCUCUGAUAAGUCCUGUCUAAGAACUCCAUCCUUGAAGAAGAGAGUCAAUGACAAAAAUGUGGAGGGGAAGAAGGACACAGGGAUGCUGAAGUACAUCCGCAAUCAGGUGAUGAGCCUGUCCCCAGCCCCCCUGUCCCUUCUGAUCAAGGCGGCCCCCAUCCUGACGGAGGACAUGUAUGGGGACAUCCAGCCAGCGGCCUGGGAGCUGCUGCUCAGUGUGGAUGAGCACAUGGCUGCAGCAGCAGCGGCCAUGUUUCUGCUGUGUGCUGUGAAAGUGCCCGACACAGUCACGGAGAUGAUCAUGUCAGAGUUUCACCACCAGGAGGCUGUACAGAGGAUCAACUCCGUGCUGAAGUUCUACACCCUGUGGCGCUUCAGGUAUCAGGUGUGGCCGCGGAUGGAGGAAGGGGCGCAGCAGAUUUUUAAGAUCCCACCGCCCAGCAUUAACUUCACUCUGCCAUCCCCUAUUCUGGGCAUGCCCUGUGUGCCCAUGUUUGAUCCCCCCUGGGUACCCCAGAACACAGGCAGUGUCCAGGAUCCCAUCAAUGAAGACCAGUCUAAGUCAUUCUCAGCACGGGCAGUGUCCCGCUCCCACCAGCGCGCCGAGCACAUCCUGAAGAACCUGCAGCAGGAGGAGGAGAAGCGGCGCCUGGGCCGCGAGGCCAGCAUCAUCACAGCCAUCCCCAUCACUCAGGAGGCCUGCUAUGAGCCCACCUGUAGCCCCCCGCCUGAGCAGGAGGAGGAAGCAGAAGAAGUCACCAACCUGGCCUCCCGCCGCCUGUCUGUCAGUCCCUCCUGCGCCUCCAGCAACUCCCACAGGAAUUAUUCUUUUCGGAGGGGCUCGAUGUGGUCUGUGCGCUCUGCCACAAGUGCCGAAGAUGAGGAAAAUGCAACAGAGCACACACCAACCCACCAUGUGCUGCAGCCGCCACAGGCCGUGUUCCCAGCAUGCAUCUGUGCAGCGGUGCUGCCCAUUGUCCACCUCAUGGAGGACGGGGAAGUGCGGGAGGAUGGAGUGGCAGUGAGUGCUGUGGCUCAGCAGGUGCUGUGGAACUGCCUGAUCGAAGACCCUGCUCUGGUCCUCAGACACUUCCUAGAGAAACUUACUGUCAGCAACAGACAGAUUUACAUCAUUACUCACAGAAGUAGUUCAGGGACCAAGACGCUGGUGGUGCACGGCCAGAACGAGUGUGACAUUCCCACACAGCUGCCUGUGCACGAGGACACGCAGUUCGAAGCCCUGCUCAAGGAAUGUCUGGAGUUCUUCAAUAUCCCUGAGGCCCGUUCUGCACACUACUUUCUCAUGGAUAAGCGCUGGAACCUCAUUCAUUAUUCCAAGACAUAUGUGCGCGACAUUUAUCCCUUCCGCAGAUCUGUGUCUCCCCAGCUCAACCUGGUGCACAUGCUUCCAGAAAAAGGCCAGGAGCUGAUCCAGAAACAGGUGUUUUCCCGGAAGCUGGAGGAAGUGGGGCGUGUGCUGUUCUUAAUAUCCCUCACCCAACACAUGCCUGCCGUGCACAAACAAUCCCACGUCUCCCUGCUGCAGGAGGACCUUCUCCGGUUACCCUCCUUCCCACGGAAUGCCAUUGAUGCUGAGUUCUCCCUUUUCAGCGAGCCACAAGGUACUUUCCCGAACUUUUGCUAUGGGAAUGAAGAUCUGGCCUUUUCUAUCAGCGAGGCCAUCAAGCUGUGUGUGACUGUAGUGGCCUAUGCACCAGAGUCCUUCCGAAGCCUACAGAUGCUGAUGGUGCUGGAAGCGCUGGUGCCGUGUUUCCUGCAGAAGCUGAAGAAGCAGACAGAGGCCCUGGAGUCAGCUUCUGCAGCCCGAGAUGAGAUCGCCGCCAUUGCUGCCCUGGCCACCUCUCUGCAAGCCCUGCUGUACAGUGUGGAGGCCCUCACCAGGCCCAUGACGGCCCCACAGAUGAGUCGCUGUGACCAGGGUCACAAGGGGGCAACCACUGCCAACCACACCAUGCCCGGAGGAGGAAACACCAGGGAUAACCUGCACUUGCUGGAGGAGGGGCAGGGCAUGCCCCGCGAGGAGCUGGACGAGCGCCUUGCGCGGGAAGAGUUCCGUCGCCCGCGGGAGUCCCUGCUCAACAUCUGCACCGAGUUCUACAAGCACUGCGGCCCGCGGCUCAAGAUCCUCCAGAACGUGGCGGGAGAGCUGCGGGUCACCGCGCUGGAGCUGCUCGACAUCAAGUCGCACAUGAGGCUGGCAGAGAUCGCCCAUUCCCUGCUGAAGCUGGCACCCUAUGACACGCUGACCAUGGAGAGCCGCGGUCUUAGACGGUACAUCAUGGAGAUGCUGCCCAUUACCGACUGGACCACUGAGGCCGUGCGGCCUGCCCUGAUCCUCAUCCUGAAGAGGCUGGACCGCAUGUUCAACAAGAUCCACAAGAUGCCCACGCUGAGACGGCAGGUGGAGUGGGAAGCUGCCAGCAGCCUGAUCGAAGGCAUCUGCCUGACCCUCCAGCGACAGCCAAUCAUCUCCUUCCUGCCUCAUCUCCGCUCGCUCAUCAACGUCUGCGUCAAUCUGGUGAUGGGAGUGGUUGGACCCUCCAGUGUAGCUGAUGGCUUACCUCUGCUCCACCUGAGCCCUUAUCUGUCCCCCCCACUCCCCUUCAGCACUGCUGUGGUCAGACUCGUGGCUCUGCAGAUACAGGCUUUGAAAGAUGACUUCCCUCUUAGUCAUGUGAUCUCCCCAUUCACCAAUCAGGAGAGGCGAGAGGGGAUGCUUCUGAACUUAUUGAUUCCAUUCGUUCUGACGGUGGGGUCAGGGAGUAAAGACAGCCCACACCUGGAGCAGCCAGAAGUGUUCCUGUUGCUGCAGACUGUCAUCAACAUCCUGCUGCCCCCUCGCAUCAUCAGCACCUCCCGGAGCAAGAACUUCAUGCUGGAGAGCUCCCCAGCACACUGCUCCACUCCUGGAGACACUGGCAAGGACCUGCGAAGAGAAGGGCUGGCUGAGUCUACUAGCCAGGCAGCCUAUCUGGCUCUGAAGGUGGUGCUGGUGUGUUUCGAGCGCCAGCUAGGCAAUCAGUGGUACCGGCUCAGCCUGCAGGUGAAGGAAAUGGCGCUGCGCAAGGUGGGAGGCCUGGCUCUCUGGGAUUUCAUCGAUUUCAUCGUCCGGACCAGGAUCCCCAUCUUUGUCCUGCUGCGCCCCUUUAUUCAGUGCAAGUUACUGACCCAGCCGGCGGAGAGCCAGGAGGAAAUCACGGCCCGGCACCACAUUGCCGACCAGCUGGAGCGCCGCUUCAUCCCGCGGCCUCUGUGCAAGAGCUCCCUGAUAGCCGAGUUCAACAACGAGCUGAAGAUCCUGAAGGAGGCCGUUCACAGCGGCUCGGCCUACCAGGGCAAGACCUCCAUAAGCACAGUGGGCACCUCCACUUCGGCCUACCGCCUCAGCCUGGCCACCAUGUCCCGUUCCAACACGGGCACCGGCACCGUCUGGGAGCAGGACAGCCAGCCCUCGCACCAGGCCUCUCAGGACACGCUCAGCCGCACCGACGAGGACGACGAAGAGAAUGACUCUGUGAGUGUUCCUAGUGUGGCCAGUGAGCAUGAUGCCUACCUGGCUAAUGUGAUUGGCCAUCGUCGCUUCUCCAGCCAUGUGACCAGUGUCUCCACUCCACCCACUGAGCCAGGCUUAAGCACUAUGCUGCCCAGUCAGAGUGAACCCAAUGUGCUAGAUGAGUCCCAGGGGAUGAUGGCAGAGAUUAACCUGUCUAGGGUGGCGAGUGUUCAAAGUGAGCCAGGACAGCAGAAUCUCCUCAUACAGCCACCACUGGGGAGGAAGAGGGGUCUCAGACAGCCACGGCGCCCCCUCCUGUCCAGGCAGAAGACCCAGAAUGAGCCACGCAGUCGACCGGGGGCCCGACUCUCCACAACACGCCGGAGUAUACAGCCAAAGACAAAACCACUGGAGCAGAAAAGGUCAGUGACCUUUACUGAGGCGCAGGCCGGUGUGGCCGUGACGUUGCCCCCGGCUACCAGCAAGGACUGCAUCUCCGAGACCAAGAAGCUGAGCCCUGGGGCCAGACCCUCUCCCGCUGCGUCUCCCUCCAUCCCUGCAGAGCUGCGCGGUGCCGUGCCAACGCAGGCGGACGCUGCGGACUCUGGGAACAAGGAGAAGAAAGACCUGGGAAGCCAUCACAGCAGCAUGUCUACACUUCCUCCUCCUCCUCUUCCUCUGCCUUCACCCCAGCGUCCUGUUCUGGGGACCCCACCGCUCCAGGGGCCGCCCCUGCUCACCCCAGAGAGCCCCGAGGAUGAGGAGACAUCUGUCCUGUUGCAGCACACCGACACCGUGCUGCACAUCACUGAGGAGAACGGCACUGAAAAUCCCCUCCUCUCCCCACUCGCCCACUCGCCCUGUGACCCCAAGGAGGGCAAGACCAGCCUGGACGAGCCUCACAUGUAGAAUCCCAGGACAGCCAAGCCAGCACACCAUUCUGGAAUCAGUCUGACCGGUCAAUUGAUCGAUCGGUCGAUCAAUUGAUCAAUUGACCUGUAUUUUUUCAGAAUAGGCUUCUGAGAUUUUCCCACAAAUCUGAUUUUUAUGUCAGCUUUUUGCAGUCCACUGAUGGAGAACGGAGCUUUUCCACGCUCUGCACUAAAAGCAUUCUUUACCUCCUUCCAACCAAAAAAUACAGAAUGUAAUAUUUCACCCUUAAGAAAAUGCGGCAUAAAUACACAAGAUAUCCUACAAAAAAACAACUGACAUAGGGUCAGUUUUUGACAAGCUACUAGGGCCACGAAGCCAGAUGUAAACUGCCAGGGCGUUGCUGCUAGGUAAAUAAAAUGUUUAAAAGUAUGUUGUGAUAGAUUACUAGUGAUCCCUUUGUGUCUUGAGUGAACACAAUAAGAUGCUGUAGUCUGAAUACAAGCAAAAGAUUACAGAGAAAUACUCCAGCUAAAUUCUAGGUGAAAAAAAAAAUACAAACACAAAUACUGUAAAUGCUAUAGUUAAUAACUCUUUAACCAGUUUUUUUGUCGGUAAAUGUUAAAUAUGUCUAAAAGAAGAAAAAAUUAUAUUGAGUCCAGUGAUUUAGGUUAAAUGUUUUAUUCAGCUAGACUUGACAUAUCUAGACAGACAUUGAACAAUAGAAUAUCAAUGGAUAAAAACAAUAAAUAUUCUCACUUUAGGAGAAUAUAAACACUUUAGGCAAAGCAUUUGUCGAUUCUUUUUGUGCAGGUGACCAGCAUGGCUUAGAUCUCACUGUUUAAGGAGUUUCCAGGCAUUUUCUGGAUGGAUGUAGUUUUCCACUAAAUAAGGAAUCAAUCUCUAUCACUCAGAUAACUUGAAAUUCAAAGAGAUUUAUUGAUAUGACUGAUGCUAAAAUUAUGUGUUUCUAAAACAAUUAACAUGACUUUUACAAACCUUUACAACAAAAACAAAGAUCUGAGAUUUUUACUCUCUAAUCCUCAGUGAUCCUCAGCUGCAGCUCUAUUAACUUUCCUCCCCCAAUAGGAUUGUAAGCUGAAUCUUGUGAAUCUUGCAGGAGUGGGAGAUCUGGAAUUAGUAUUUGUUUUUAGGGAAGAAUAUUGAUCUAUUCCUUGAAUAUUUCCUGCAGUGCAGUAAAAAGGAAUUCUCUGUCUCUUCUCCUCCGACUGGCGAUGGGAACACAGCCUGUCCUCUCUGGGAAGCCAGGUCUCCCUGUGUUGCCAGGUUGUUGUCAUUGAGCCUGUAUUUCGUCAGGAUCUGCUUUUGCUUGUUGUCUCUCACCCUGGACAGAUACUCUGCCAGUGGGUUUUGUCUUUUUCAGUGACAAUUUUUGUUGUGUUUGCAGAAUCCUUCUGUUAAAUGUCUGGGGGGAAUUUACUGAAUGGGGAUUAUAAUGUGUAUUUUUGUAUUAUUGAUAAUAUUACUCAGUAAUUCUGUAAACAGUAUAUAUUCAAUCAAUAUGUAUAGUAUGGAAUUAAUACAGAUUCUGAGUAUGGAUAGGAAGAUAGAGAGGAAUGGUUGAGGUUAAAAUAAUGAAGCUAAAAAAGGAUGACAGUCAGAUUAUAGAUCAGUUUUGUAUGAAUGUUCUGGGUUUGAAGAUGAGAUGGGUUAAAUUGCUGGGUUAGUGCUGGGAGUUGCCUUCCACAGGAAAUAAAAUAUAUAAGUAAGAAUUCUAAAGGAGUAGCCAAAUGACAGGGAGCAGAGUGAUAUACAGUAUGCAAGUAAUAAAUCAGGUCUUCACUAGGUGCUGACUCUCAUGUAUAUCUCUAUAUAUUUGGUGUCAUGUAUUUCCUCAAAAAUGAAUACAUAUCAUGUAGCUUAUUACUUUGUGUUUGGAGAACUUUUUUGCUUUACUCACAGCACUGUUAACUUCAAAGGGAUCUACAGCAGAAGAAUUUUUAUUUUUUGACUGCCUCAUGUACGUUAGCGCAAGACGAUAUUAAGAAUUAGAUGAACCUAUUUAAUUCUUUGCGGAAAAAAGUCAAACAUUUUCAAAUGCCAUAGCAAGGAAGUGAAGAAAUUGUCUGGAGAUGUAAAUCGCUCAUUCUUUGAUAAAGAGAACAUCCAGUUCAGGUUUCAGAAUUCUCUACUGCAGCCAAAGAGGUUAUACUGGAAGAACACUGGGUUGCAAAAGCUAGAAAUCCAGGUGAGAGUUUAUUGUGAAAUCAACUCACUGUGAAUAUCUUUUUUUUUUAAGUACUGUAAUCCUUCUACUUCAGUUGUGUAAAACCUAUGUUUUGCCGCACAUAAACCAUGCCUUAAAACUGACAAUUACAAAAAUAGUCUUCAUCUGAUUUGGGGGAUUUCUACCCAUACAUUCCCCAGGUCCCUAAAACCACAAACUUCCCAAUAGGUUCCGAGCUCAGAGUGCUUCGCUGCUCCUUGUUUGGUAAGCGAAGAUUUGUCGGAUUUCCUGCUCAUUCGAAAAGUAGCGGAGAAAAGCACUGUGCUGCAAGAAUGGUGCCUUGUUCCCUUAGAGAAUAAACGAAUGGAAAAGAAAGAUAUUGAUAAGAAGAUCUUUUUGUUUAUUCUAUUAAAUGUUAUGGAUACAGUAAUAGCAGAGUAGAUCUGGUGCCUUAAAAUGUAGCACUGCUAAAUUGUAAUAUUUCCCGUAGGUAUGACCACGCGUCCCUGCUUUUGUCUGUAUCAAUGCCUGAAUAGACUAAACCGCUUCUCAUGCAAAUAAAUAGAAUCCUUAUUAUUUGUUCUACUGUAUGUUGAAAACUCCAAAUUGAUUACUUUACAGCUGAUUGGCCUGUGACUGUCGUGCAGAUUAACGUACAAGUGUGUUGUGAUGUGUUAAUUAAUUUGAACUGUGACAUGUACAUCCUAACUAGAUACACUUAAAGCAGCAUCUCUAUUGUUUCACUGUUGCUAUGGCUGAUGUAAUUUAUUGUUCACGAGAAAAACGUUUCUAAACUAAGGUUUACAAUUUGGUAGAACCUGUGAUGAAAAUAAAAACUCAAAGGAGAUGCUGUACUAAAUCAAACAAAUCUGAUACAUUUCCACAGAAAUCUGAUCCUAGGCUUUCGAAUUCCAGGAAAAAAGUGUUUGAAUGUACUGUUUUUUUUUUGCAGUGAGACAUUGUGUCAUAGAAGAUAACUGUAUUUCAAGAUAUAAUUUUUUGUAAACGUGUAUCAUUGGCUCUGUACUGUAGAUGUAUUGUCUCCUGUGUUAAAGAUUUAUAUAUUAAAAUAUAUAUGUAUGUACACAUAUAUUAAA